AUGUUGUCCGCCCUCCUCUCCUCGACACUGGCCCUCGCCAGCCUCGCCGCAGCCCAGUCCGACAUCUCCCUCUCCCACCCGCUGCAGCAGAUCCUGGCCCACGCCCACAGCGGCCCGCUCUACACCUACCCCACCGACCUCACCCAGGGCAUCGUGCCCAAGAACUUCCACUCGCACAACGACUACUGGCGCGCCAUCCCCUUCUACAGCGCCCUCUCCGUCGGCGCCAUCAGCGUCGAAGCCGACGUCUGGCUGAAGAACGGCACCCUGCACAUCGGCCACGAGGAGAGCGCCCUCACCCCCGAACGCACCUUCUCCUCCCUCUACGUCCAGCCCAUCCUCUCCGUGCUCCGCGCCCAGAACCCCAACUCCUCCUUCGUCUCCUCGCCCCCCACCAAGAACGGCGUCUACGACACCAACGGCGCCCAAACCCUCUACCUCUUCGUCGACAUCAAGACCAACGGCACCACCACCUUCCCCGCCGUCGUCAAGGCCCUCGAGCCCCUCCGCGCCGCCGGCUACCUGACCACCUUCAACGGCACGGGCGUCACCCCGGGCCCCGUCACCGUCAUCGGCACCGGCAACACGCCCCUCAACCAAGUCCAACCCGUCACCCCACGAGACUACUUCUACGACGCGCCCCUCGCCACCCUCAACUCCACCUUCAGCAACAUCACCGCCUCCGUCUCCCCCAUCGCCAGCGUGUCCUUCUCCUCGCAGUUCGGCGCCGUCCGCAAUGCAACCUUCAAUUCCACGCAAGAGGCGUUGUUAAGAGAGCAGAUCUCUACCGCGCAUGGUAAGGGCAUACUUGUGAGAUAUUGGGAUCAGCCUGGCUGGCCGGUGGGGACGCGGAAUGGGCUUUGGAGGAAGCUGUGGGAUGAGGGGGCGGAUUUGGUGAAUGUGGAUGAUUUGGAGGGCGCGGCGAACUUUUGGGAGGGGACGGGUUGA
Molecule: messenger RNA, 948 nt
Organism: Zasmidium cellare ATCC 36951
Lineage: Eukaryota; Fungi; Ascomycota; Dothideomycetes; Mycosphaerellales; Mycosphaerellaceae
Exons: 1
Coding region: 1-948 (315 amino acids)
Biological process (GO): lipid metabolic process
Molecular function (GO): phosphoric diester hydrolase activity
Source: RefSeq, a predicted model, not a curated record